CCACCGUCGGUCAAUGCACUGUCUAAUCCACAAGAUGACGCCGAUCGUAUACGGCUUAAACGACUAGCGAAGCUCCAAACCUCAGCAUCUCCCUCUGCCAGUCCAUCACCUUCCUUGACGCCACUUCCUGAAUCCUCCGCACCAAAGCCCAAGAAGACAGCCGAGCUGCCAAGGCAUACUCCAGAGAAGCAGAAACCACUCCCUAGACCUACACCAAAGCGUGUUCUCCAAGACACAGCCCCCGAUCCCAAGGUACGGCCCCCUCCAAAGAAGGUCGCCACUCCUGUCGCAUUCAACAUGUCCAAAUGGGAACCUGAAACUAUUUCGAGCGUGCUUAACGUUACGCUCGAUAGGGGAUAUGCCGAAUCCCGAAACUGGGAAGUGGUGUGGUUGAAAGAACUUAGUAUCGAAUUGACAUCCGAUGGGUCUACGCUUCCGUCGCCAUUGUCGGUUGAUAUCCUUGACCAGGUCAUGAUUGCACGCUUGGAGAUAGACCCAAGUUAUAUUUCAGAUGACCCUGAAAUCAUUACCGUCAUCUCAAGCCUGCCUUCGGAACAAACUAUAUUCGAGUACCUCGUUGGCUGCUGGAAGCGUAUCAAUGCAUCCCGAAGUGCUUUGAACAAAAAUGUGUUCGCUCCCGAAUCCCGACAGUCACUUUUACGGGCCAACACCAUUUUGGAUCAGCUCAGGGAUCGUGUGAUUUCGUAUGCCGGCCUUACUAUCCAAGAUCCGACUAUGUUCCCACAACCAUUGACGUCGAAGCCACUAGGUUAUCAUGAACUCCUCGCAUCACUACUAUCUAUUGGGGGGUCUGGGCCUCUAUUGAGUUCUAACGCAUCUGUCACCACUCUCGAGUCCUAUGAAGUUGAGCCCUUUAUCCAAGACCUGGCCCGGAGAUUUGAGGAAGAUCCAAGUGAUCUGGAGAGUACAUUCUGUGGCGUUGUGCAGAGUGGCAUCAUCCCUAUCAUCUUUAAAGAUGAAAAUGGGUUGGGCAGUACCGUGACUGGACCGACCAGCUGGCGAGCCGCUGUGACCGCGAUGGAAACUCUUGUCUCAGUAAAGAGCAUUGCAGCCAUGAUGACGAGGCUACCAAGUUGGUGCCCACCUUCGGCGAGCGCCCAUAUGAUAGAGAGAAUGUCGUUACUGGGGCCUAUUGCCCGGCUUGGCGUGUUUUCUAGGGAAUGGCCUGCGCUUACAGAAACUUCUUUCUCGAAACUUGAGAGCCGUCCCAGGGAGGAGGCCGAGGCAUCCAAAACAAACUUUCGCCAAACUCUACGACAUCUCCAAACCUCUCUCUUCAACAUUGAGAACUCCAUAGUGCGAGCAGGAACGGCGUCCCGUGAAAAUCUCCUUGAUUACUUGGCACAUGUCCUACAUAUAAACCUCAAGCGAGGCGGCACCCAUACUGAUAUGAAUACUGUUGCUUCUGAUGGCUUCAUGAUCAACCUCCAAGUCUCUCUGCUGAGAUUUGCGGAGCCCUUCCUCGAUGCGAAAUUCACAAAACUAGAUCGCGUUGACCCGCUGUAUUACGCCCAUUCCUCACGACUUGAUAUAAGCGAGGAGACUCGGCUACUCAUGGACGCAAGCCAGGCUAAAGCGUUUCGUGAGGCGCAUCAGUCAGACGGCGCUCCCGCCCCCAAUUUUAUCUCGGACGUAUUCUUCUUGCUCUCGGCAUACAAUCAUUAUGGACUUGUGCGAACGAUGACUUCGAAUGACGCAAUAUAUCGGAAUGCGGAUGACCUUCAACGAAGGUUGGAACAAUAUCAGAAUGACACUUCGUAUCUAGGCACGCCGUUGCAACGCCAAGUGGAGCAAUUGAUCGAGCGCAUGAAGGAACAAAAAGCAAAAAUGUCGUCGUACAUUUUUACGUAUCAACUCCAGCUUCUCGAUCCGGAGUUGAUUGAUAGGAUGAUUUCGUUCACAACAUUUUCCAUGGCUUGGAUCAUCCGUCUAGUUGAUCCGUUGAAAAAGUAUCCGAAUUCAUCUCUCGAACUUCCUUUACCACAAGAAGUUCCAGAGAUUUUUAGGCAUCUUCCAGAGUACUUUGUCGAAGAUGUGAUCGAGUUCUAUCUUUACGUGGUCAAGCACACACCAGAUAGCAUACGAGUGGUGGGCAAGGAAUUGAUAGACUUCAUCCUUGCCUUUCUGUCUUCUCCAUGGUAUAUCAAGAAUCCAUUCUUGAAAGCCAAAGUAAUUCAAAUACUAUUCUUCGGGACUCUGUCGUAUGCGCAGGAGACGUCAGGUGUUUUAGGGCCCUUGCUGAACACCUACCCUCUUGCUUUGAAACACCUGAUGCCAACGUUAAUGAACUUCUAUGUAGGCAAGUACAAUGUCGAGAACACUGGUGCUUCGAGCCAGUUCUAUGACAAAUUUGAGGCGCGCCGCAACAUUGCCUACAUUUUCAAAACAGUGUGGGACAAUCCCAACCACCGCGAGGCUCUCAGUAGGGAGGCAACCAAUAUUGACAGCUUCGUGAGGUUUGCGAACUUACUCAUGAACGACGUCACAUACCUUCUGGAUGAGUCAUUAUCAAAACUUGCCCAAAUACACACCAUCCAGCUCGAGAUGCGUGACCAGGAAUCAUGGGGAGCAAAGGAUCCGAACGAGCGAAGGGAGCGAGAGGAACAUCUUCAUUCCAUCGAGGGACAGGCCACCAGUUACACCACCUUAGGCAAAUCGACUAUCGGCCUCCUCAAGGAGUUUACUGCGGAAGCCAAGACACCCUGGAUGUCCCCUGAAAUUGUUGACCGUCUAGCCGCUAUGCUUGAUUAUAAUCUAGCCAAGCUAGCUGGACCUGAAUGUCAAAACCUCAAAGUCGAGAAUGUUGAAAAGUAUCGCUUUAACCCCAAACAGCUACUGAGCGAUAUUCUCUCUAUUUAUCUCAACCUCAGCGAUGAGCCAGAUUUCAUCCAAGCGGUUGCUGCUGAGGGUCGGAGUUAUAAGAAAGAGGUUUUUGAACGUGCAGCAGGGAUUGCUAGAAAACGGAUGAUCAAGACAGAGGACGAAAUUGAAAAACUGCGACUAUUCGUCGUCAAAGUCGAAGAGGCGAAGGCCAUGAUUGACAUUGAGGAGGAUUUAGGGGAGAUACCAGAAGAGUUCCUUGAUCCACUUCUCUUCACUGUCAUGCGAGACCCUGUCAUAUUGCCGAAAUCUAGAGUGAUUAUCGAUCGGUCGUCGAUCAAAGUGCAUUUGCUCUCCGAUCCCACCGAUCCUUUCAACCGCUCGCCCCUCAAACUUGAGGAUGUUAUUCCGAAUGCGGAAUUGAAAGCGAAGAUAAUUGCGUUCAUGAAGGAACGGAAAGCUUCUAAAUCAGCCUUGGACAUUCCUAGCGAAGAGCUAGUCAAGGUGGAUGACGUAAUGGACAUUUCAUGAAUGUGCAUGGACACACAUGCUCCUCUCCCUUCCAUGUAAUGGCACUUGUCAGUAAAUACAGUAGGUAGAGUGCUCGAUCGAUUUUAUGGAACCGAGGAUAGUUCUCGCCACCAGUUCCCCUAGAAAGCUUAUGAAGCCGUCGAUGUCUGGGCAUCCUCGUCAGGCCAUCCUUCCUUUAUUAAACCCCGCAAACAGAUGUACGUCCCUAAGAUAAUUUGUUCUUGAUUUCCGUGGACGUUUUUGGCCUUUGUGGCACCGCUAGAAUUAAGCCUGGUAAGCUAAGGAUUUAUCCUUGAGCAGUGGUUAUGAAGACAGCACUAUC
Molecule: messenger RNA, 3694 nt
Organism: Cantharellus anzutake
Lineage: Eukaryota; Fungi; Basidiomycota; Agaricomycetes; Cantharellales; Hydnaceae
Product: ubiquitin elongating factor core-domain-containing protein
Exons: 18
Coding region: 298-3372 (1024 amino acids)
Biological process (GO): protein polyubiquitination
Cellular component (GO): cytoplasm; ubiquitin ligase complex; nucleus
Molecular function (GO): ubiquitin-ubiquitin ligase activity
Source: RefSeq, a predicted model, not a curated record